Lotus japonicus is the source of this 2342-nucleotide messenger RNA. Its product is annotated as subtilisin-like serine-protease S. Gene Ontology annotation, biological process: proteolysis. The record is from RefSeq and is a predicted model, not a curated record. NCBI's taxonomy places the organism in Eukaryota, Viridiplantae, Streptophyta, Magnoliopsida, Fabales, Fabaceae. The transcript is spliced from 11 exons. The coding region runs from base 63 to 2342 and encodes 759 amino acids. Gene Ontology annotation, molecular function: serine-type endopeptidase activity.
CCUACCAUAUAAGAGUCACCAUUUCCACGUCUAGCUUUCUGUCCUCAACCCUUUUGCAUAUCAUGGGGUCUGCCAAAAUUUUAAGUUUCACCCUUCUCCUGUUUGUUGGAUAUACUUUGGUCCAUGGAUCCACCCCAAAGCAUUAUAUAGUUUACAUGGGAGAUCGUUCACACCCCAAUUCAGAAUCUGUAGUCAGAGCAAACCAUGAGAUACUAGCUUCAGUCACUGGAAGUCUCAAUGAUGCAAAGGCAGCAGCAAUCCACCAUUACAGUAGAAGCUUUCAAGGCUUCUCUGCCAUGAUUACCCCAGAGCAAGCUAAAAAACUAGCAGAUCAUAACUCAGUUGUGUCAGUUUUUGAGAGCAAAAUGAAUAAGCUCCACACAACACAUUCUUGGGAUUUUCUUGGAUUAGACACUGUCUACAAGAACAACCCUUCAGCUCUGGACUCUGCAUCCAAUGUUAUUGUUGGUGUAAUUGACUCUGGGGUGUGGCCAGAAUCAGAAAGCUUCAAUGAUUAUGGAUUAGGUCCUGUGCCUGAGAAAUUCAAAGGAGAAUGUGUAACUGGUGAUAAUUUCACACUUGCCAAUUGCAACAAGAAAAUCAUUGGUGCCCGGUUCUAUUCAAAAGGGCUUGAAGCAGAAAUUGGUCCUCUAGAAAACAUUGUCGACAGCAUUUUCUUCAGGUCGCCUCGAGAUAGCGAUGGACAUGGAACACACACUGCUUCCACAAUUGCAGGAUCCAUUGUUUCCAAUGUCAGCUUAUUUGGCAUGGCCAAAGGAACUGCAAGAGGUGGUGCUCCAAGUGCAAGACUUUCCAUCUACAAGGCCUGUUGGUUUGGAUUUUGCAGUGACGCUGAUGUUUUCGCUGCAAUGGAUGAUGCCAUUCAUGAUGGAGUUGACAUACUAUCUCUUUCCCUUGGCCCUGAUCCUCCUCAGCCACUUUACUUCGAGAACGCGAUCAGUGUUGGAGCAUUCCAUGCAUUCCAAAAGGGAAUUCUUGUUUCUGCUUCUGCUGGAAACUCGGUUUUCCCACGAACUGCGUGCAAUGUUGCUCCUUGGAUCUUCACUGUUGCUGCUAGCACAGUAGACAGGGAAUUCAGAUCAGAUAUCUACCUUGGAAAUUCAAAAGUUUUGAAGGGUCUUUCUCUGAAUCCAAUAAAAAUGGAAGGUUCUUAUGGUUUGAUAUAUGGAAGUGCCGCUGCAGCCGCUGGAGAUGCAGCACUAAAUGCAAGCUUCUGCAAGGAACAUACUCUAGAUCCUACCUUAAUCAAGGGUAAAAUUGUGAUCUGCACAGUUGAAAAAUUCACUGAUAACAGACGAGAGAAGGCCAUAAUAAUAAAGCAAGGUGGGGGUGUUGGAAUGAUUCUUAUUGAUCACAAUGCCAGAGAUGUUGGUUUUCAAUUUGUCAUCCCAAGCACUAUGAUUGGUCAGGAUGCUGUAGAAGAGCUUCAAGCAUAUAUGAAGACUGAGAAGAAUCCCACUGCUACAAUCUUCCCAACAUUAACUCUUGUUGGUACCAAACCUGCACCAGAAUCCGCAGCUUUCUCUUCCGUGGGACCAAAUAUAAUUACACCGGAUAUUAUUAAGCCUGAUAUCACAGGACCAGGAGUGAAUAUUUUGGCAGCAUGGUCUCCAGUGGCAACUGAAGCCACAGUUGAACAAAAAUCUGUCAACUAUAACAUCAUUUCAGGAACAUCAAUGUCUUGCCCACAUAUAUCUGCAAUUUCAGCAAUUAUAAAAUCUCACCACCCCUCCUGGAGUCCUGCAGCCAUAAUGUCUGCAAUAAUGACAUCAGCAACAGUUAUGGAUAACACACACAGCCUCAUAGGAAGAGAUCCAAAUGGAACUCAAGCCACACCAUUUGACUAUGGAUCUGGACAUGUUAACCCAGUUGCAUCGCUAAAUCCUGGAUUAGUAUAUGAUUUUAGUUCCCAAGAUGUUCUCAAUUUUCUCUGCAGCAAUGGGGCAAGCCCAGCACAACUUAAAAACCUCACAGGGGAACUCACUCAAUGUCAGAAAUCUCCUACAGCUUCCUACAACUUCAACUAUCCUUCAAUUGGUGUGUCCAACUUGAAUGGAAGUUUAUCUGUUUAUCGCACAGUUACUUACUAUGGUCAGGAACCAACAGAGUAUUUUGCAAGUGUUGAAAGACCAUCUGGUGUGAUUGUUAGAGUUACACCAGCAAAACUGAAGUUCUGGAAAGCUGGAGAGAAGAUAACUUUCAGGAUUGAUUUCACCCCUUUCAAGAAUAGCAAUGGAAACUUUGUGUUUGGUGCCUUGACUUGGAACAAUGGUAAACAAAGGGUUAGAAGUCCUAUUGGUCUCAAUGUACUAUCUACUUAA